This is a messenger RNA of Trematomus bernacchii (emerald rockcod), 6959 nucleotides long. RefSeq names its product NAC alpha domain containing (gene nacad). The transcript has 10 exons. Gene Ontology annotation, cellular component: cytoplasm; nascent polypeptide-associated complex. NCBI's taxonomy places the organism in Eukaryota, Metazoa, Chordata, Actinopteri, Perciformes, Nototheniidae. Bases 207 to 6815 code for a protein of 2202 amino acids. The record is from RefSeq and is a predicted model, not a curated record. Gene Ontology annotation, biological process: protein targeting to membrane.
ACACACACACACAGACAGACACGUGCUGCAGGGUAGAUCUGAGUGUUGGUUCGCCAAGCAUUCCGGUCCCCCCUCCCCUUCUUCUUCUUCUUUCUCCCUCUCCUCUCUCACUCUCUCACUCUCUCACUCCCUCUUCCAUUUCACCUUGUCUGUUCCGGCUCUGUGGUUUGUUGUUGCGUCAGAACCAAAGCGAGCCAGCAAGAAGCAUGCCGGGUGAGAGCUCUCGCAGAUCUGUCCCCACCGACAAACAUCCAGAGCAGGGUGCUGAGGAGACGGGGCUCCCUGGACCAGACAUGACCAGACACCUGUCCACUGACUCCACCCCUAGUGACAGUGGCUCCUCUCCUAGUGACAGUGGUUCUAGCCCUUCUCCCAGCACUCCUCAGAAGCUACUCCCAUCAUGCACCUCUCCAUUUGGACCACGAUUAUUUCAAGCAACACCUAACUCAUCUGGUACUCCAAGACCUCAACCUGAAGGCUCUGACCGUCGCAACACACCCAGGAUGUCUGGAAGGUUAGGUGGUCAUGGACCAUGUGGCCGCCAUGUCCCUGUUAAGAUGGAAAGGAUCAAGGUCCUGACUGGUUCUGAGGUGGAGAGUGACUAUCAAGAGCCACAUAUCAUUGAUGCAAGGGUAGUGAUGGGUCAAGAGACACUGCUCAAAACAACGGAGAUCCAGAAAAGGAAACCCCUGGUUGAGCCAGCAGGUCAAGCUAUCCCUUUGCCAGCUAUUCCAAGAUGUUCAGACAACCAGGCACAGGCAAAAGAGACCCAGCUGGAAACUAGCAAAGAGGAAAACCAAGUCCAAAUCUCUCAGAAACAACAGGAUCAACAAAAAGAACCUGUGAAGCCCCCAAAUUCACUCCCUACCCCUCUUCAAAAUCCCCUGUUCCCUUCUUCCUCCUCGCCAGAUCUAAUCAAAACAGAAGACAAUUUGAAAGACAACCAGGAAGAGGGUCAAACCCUUGCUCAAGACGAAGUGCCUUCCCUUUCUUUUUCUGAGCUGAGCUGUCCAGUUGCUUUGUCCUUCUCUGAGCCAGCUUAUGCUGUUGACCCACUACGAGUGGGUGUGCCCUCAUCUCUUGACCCUGACCUAUACUAUACAGCCCCUUCCACCCCAAUCAAGAUGAGCUCCCGUUCUUUGCACCUGAAACAUCACUCAUAUCCUGGUUCUCCAGUCUGCCCACUGUCCCCUGGUUCUCCCUCUGACAGUGAGGACCUCUGUUCCCCUCUUACCUCUCCCUCUGGCUCUUAUAUCACGGCAGAAGGAGGCAGCUGGACCUCCUCCUACACAUCUUCCACCUCUCCAUCUACUUCUCCAAAUCUGCUCCUCAUAGAAGAAGCACAGGAAGCUCCGGCUUGCUUUGUGGGCUCCUUAUCAGAGAUCGGAGAUGAAGUUGGGGAGGAAAAGGGACGAGUAGGUCCAGAACGUGAGGAGGAAAGGCGUGCAGACUUCUGCCUGUACCGUCCUGACGGUUUUGCAAUGAAUUCAAGGAUAGGUAUUACAGGGGCGGUGAUCCCGGAAGAGUCUAUAAAAGUGGACAAGAUCAAGAUUUCCAGAGAAAGUUGUCGCCCUUGCUGGGUAACUGACGAUGCAUCUCCUAUAAGGAGCAGUAGCAGCCGUAGCAGUGACUCCCAGGAGGAUGGGGGGGAGUCUGAAUGCUCACUGUGCCCACUGACAGAGGCUGGUGCAGGGAGAGCAGAGUACUCUAGACCCAUGCAAACAGAGUUGAAACUGCAAUUGGAAACAUGCAUAUCAGAGGAACAUUAUGGACAGAUGGAUGACGACCCAGAACUACCCUCAACUGCCUUUACUCCUGAUACCGAGAGCAUGACCAUGGCCUCAUCUAGCCUUAGCCCUGACUCACCUGUCAGCCCCCUGGAUGCCUUUUGUCCUGGACUCUUUGCUAGGUUCGGUCCCAGUUCGUUCAUGCUCUCACAGGAAGCAUGUGCCGAUGGUAUACCCGAUGAAGAUAUUAUGAUCCCUGCCUCCCUCCUCUCCUUUCCCCUACACACCAGCCUUAUCUUCAAGGCUGACUCAAUGGAAAUCACCCUCUUCCCGACAGAGGAUGAGAAUGACUUGGGGGAAAGUAAUGACAGAAAUGAAGGGAAAGAUGUUAAUGCUUAUGCAGCAGGAGAGGAGGAGGCAGAUGUUGAAGAUGACGAUGAUGAAGAGGAUGAUGAUGAUGAUUAUGAUUACGAUUAUGAAGAGGGUGAUUGCAUCAUUAAUGCUGCUGCUGGAGGUGUUGAUGAAAAUAAUGAACACGAUGGCAGUGAGGAACAUAAUGAGGCAGGUGAGGAAGCCAAGGUGGAGGUUAAAGUAGUCGAAGGAACGGAAGAAGGAGAACAGGAAGAGGGUGAUAAAAAGUGUGAUUGCAAAGCAGUGGAAGCUCCUAUAGAUGAGGACAGUUCAGCAUCAUUCCUUCAUUCACUUUCAGAGACAUCUAUCAAUGAGGGGUUAGACGAAUCCUUCUGUUUCCAAGACGAUACAGAUGACUCAUUAGACUCUGCUUCCUAUAAUGGGGAGGAAGAUGAACGUUUAUACAGCACUGAGAGGCAUGCACAAUCACUAGAACCCACAACGACGGACACACUUGAUCAUUCUGAAGUUCCAACAGAACCUGAACAGGGGUCUAGCACUGGAACAGGACCUGCUGAGCCUUUGAACACACAACUGAGCAGAGACAAACUCGUGGAUCACCCCGAAACCACCGGUCUUUCUGAAGCUAUUGCUCUGGAUGAAGCUAAACCCCUUGAACUGCAGUCCGCUACUAAAAUAGAAUCUACCAGUGGAAUAGAUCAAACAAAAACUCACACGCAAGUCAGUAAAGACAAACCAGGCGAUUGCCAGAAACCAACUAAUCCUUCAGAAUUGGUUUAUUGUCAACCAGAGUCCUCCAGCAAUCUGUACAUGAGUGGUAGUGAGAUUGAGAUGAUUGACAUCUCUGGUCCGUCCAACCCUGUAGAGCCACCAAUAGAAAGUUCUUAUUUGAAUCUUUCCUCUACUCCUGUUCUUGCUCCAGCUGAUGCUGUCGCUGAGUUCCACACCCUUCUUUCUUCUUCUGCUGCUUCUGCUCAGGAGUCAACAGACCUUAACAGUUCAGUUCUUCUGGAAGUGGCUAAAGGAAAUCCCCAGAUUAAAAAUAAUGAUUUGCAAGAGAGCAAUGAUUUUUCAGGGGAGGAACCUACAGAAGAACCAGAAAGAGACUCUUUCAAAUUGCUCAUCAAGCCUCGUCAUCGUCAGCCAGAAAGCCACAGGGCUGUAGGUGCAAGUAGAUGUGUAUUGUCAAAGUCUUUCUCCAAUAAAUCAGAUGUAAGGCCAGAGGCAUUAUGUAGGACAAUUAUUCCCAGGGAGUCUGACACUGAGCUUGACCAGAGGAAUGGGAACGCCUCUGCUGAGUCUAAGAGUGUGGAGAGUAGAAGCAUUGAUUCUGCCACCAAUGACUUGAAUAAAGGUGUUCUUCUUCUCUCCUGCCCCAAAGACACAAGUCCCAGUGCCAGUAAUAUUCCUAUUUCUGCCUGUCCAGAGGUCAUCUCAGAACUUGCUGACAAUCUGACCCCGACCCCAAGUGACUCUGCCCAGGAGAACCUCAGAGAAAACACCCUGAGUACUGACGAGGGGGUGCUGGGAGCGGUUGGAUCCCCACACUCCCCCCUAGCCAUCUCACCCAAAAGGGAAAACUCAGAAACAGACAGCCAGGGUGGGAGCAGGGAAUUGCAUCCUGGAGCUGGGGCGUGGUGUGAUGACAGGAUGGGGCUGGGGUUCAGUCUAGGUUUAGGACCAGGGGCUGAGUUUAGUGUAUGGGGAGCAGGAGAGUCUCUCUCCCUGUCUCUGGGGAAAAGGUAUGAGUUAGAGGCAGAGGGUCUGUUAACAUGUGCUCCAGAGGGCCAAAGUACACAGGCGCCCGUUGUCCCAAACAUUAUCAGUGGAGUGAGUGAAAACUAUGACAAUGUUCUGGGUUCUGUUCUGGAUGAGGAAGACAACAAUAGCCUGUUUGGAAAGAGGGACCAAAUGGCGGAUGAAGAAUUGGUAGGAGAAGGAGCCUCAGAGUCCAACUUGGCUUGCUGGAAAUCCAUUGAGGAAAUCUCGGAAGCAGGCGGAGGGGAGGAUGGAAGCUCCAGAUUCCCAGAGGAUGAUGUCAGUAACCUAAAUCCAGACAAUGAUGGAGAUAACACACUCGUACAGAUACAAGACACUUGGACGAAUUCUAACAACAACAAUGAUUCUGCGUUUGAUUCUUUGGAAGUAGCAAUGUGUGGAAGUCUGAAUGCUCUAUCUGAGGAAGUGAGACCUCAAAGUGUGAGUGUCAGUGUUAGAGACUCUGUGUCUAACAUUCCUCUUGAGGAGAUGCCACCUCAGGUGUCUGACACAAAUCCAGGUAAAGGGGAACCAAAAGGCAGCUCCAUAAAUCAAGCAUCAAAAACAAGGCAGAAACCAGAGGAAGGUGCCUGUAGCAUCUCAGUUUCAUCAGUUGAAACUCAUGUGAAAGAGGCUGUAACAAAUCGGCAUCUCAGUGUACCAGAUAAAGCCAGGUCAAGAAGUCUCACUAGUCCAGAGGUUCAGAAGAUCAAUCCGGAGAGUGAUACAGCGUUUUCUUUGCCACGUGGAUCAUUUGGUUCCUUCACUCCUAAAUGUAAAUCCAAUGAUCCCAGACCACGUAAAACUUGUCAAGAAAAGAUGGAAAAUACAGGUUCUCAGCCAGGACCACAGAUGGGGAAGCCUCAGACUGAAGGCCAAAGAAAAGAUGAUGUCAGUCCUGUGACAGACAGACUUGUUGAUGAACCAAAGACUAAAGAUGCCUUUACAGGACAGCAAUGUGUUGUGAGUAACUCAGGGGACGAGGAAGAAAAAGCAAAGGAGAAAGCGAAAAAGAGAGGUGAGGAGAAAGACCAAAAGAACAAAAAGGAAAGUAAAACCUUUCCCACACAGGAUUGCCCAGAGCACCUUUUGUGUCACACCCCUAAAGGGGAACUUUGCACAGAUAAACCAAUCGCUGCUAAGAAAGGGAGGAGAGGGAAGCAGAACAAAAACAAGGUAUCCAUGCCAAGCAGUCAUGCUGACUUUAGCCCUGAAUCUGUCGAUGAUCCAAAGAAAACGUGUGUUCCAUUAAAUGCCACAGCAGAUGGAUGGUUAAAGGGGGCAGUGGACAAUUCGAAAACUAAAAAGGGCCGAAAGGCAAACAGAAAAUCUUCACCGUCGGACUUUCAACAAAGGACAUCUGGGACAGAGAAAGCUACAUUUGGUCCACAGAUGCAGAUGGAUAACAGUCCCAGUCCUGAUAUCAGAAGUCCUAUCGAUGGACACUGCAAUCCUAGCACACAUACCCCAGACAACCUCAAUGUUGUGUUGGCAAUGAACCAAGAACUACAGCAGGAACAGGAAGUGCUUGAUAACAGACCACUAUCUGAUCGUCAGAGAGGAUUCACAGUAGAUAUUAAUGACAACAACAUAGAUGCUGGCCAUAGCCUACCUGCUCGUGAUACCUUAUCAUACUCUCUGACUCCACUGUCUUCCUCCCCAUCUCCUGUUUCCUCUUCCUCCCCUCUACCAUGUGCCUCAGCAGAGCCAGAAGAUGAUCUUCCCACACCUGUUCAGGAAUCCCAACCUGUCCUAUCAGCCCUGCAUCAGCCUUCCCUGUCAACAUGUCACACCACCCCUACACUUUGCUGUACCUCAACCAAAACACAACAAGCCCCUGAUCCCCAAUUUCUCCCUAACAACAACAACAACCUCAAAGAGGCCACUGUUGUCUUUUCUGCAUCAACUACAUCUACCACAAGUGUCUCUCCGCCAUCAUUCUCCACUGCCAUGCUGUCAAGCCUGUCGCAGCCUACCCAGGAGUCAUUUUUACCUGCUCCUGAGACUCUAGAUUCAGCAUGCGUGGCAGAUUCGAUUUCUCGUCCCCAGUCUCAGAACAAUCUCAACAUCCAGCCACACAAACAAAUCAAGCAAGGUUGCCCGUGGAGCACACAAGACAGAUUCAGAGGUCCCAGCUUGGCCGAGGGGGAGACAGACAGUGAGGAUGAUUGUGGAUUGCCUCGACGUGGUCACAGAUCCCAGGCCAGAGGAGUGGCAGGAAACAGAAAUGAGGCCAUGUGGAGAGAGUCUGGUCCAUCCAAUCAGAGGGAAAUGCAGCCUUUCUCUGCCCACCAGAUGUCCAACAGACAGUCAGGCUGUCCAAUCAACCACAGCCACAAGAUUGCAGAAGAGUUCGACCUAUCCUUCAAAAACAAUUGCUCUAUAUUGGCUUCCUGUAAUGAUUCUGAGAGUGAGGGGUCAGUGCCUGAGCUGGAGGAGCCGGAGCCUCUGAGACCAUCAGAGCCCCAGUCUAUUUCCUAUGCAGAUGAAGGGCUAAACCGACCAAAGCAGAGCCGCAGUGAGAAGAAGGCCCGCAAGGCUAUGUCUAAACUUGGUCUGAAGCCGGUCCAUGGUGUGACCAGGAUCACCAUUAGGAAGUCCAAGAGUAUCUUGUUUGUCAUCACCAGACCAGAUGUGUUCAAAAGCCCCGCAUCUGACAUCUACAUUGUGUUUGGAGAGGCAAAGAUUGAGGACCUAUCUCAGCAGGCUCACAAGGCAGCUGCAGAGAAAUUCAAGGUGCCUGUGACCUCUUCUCCCUUGGCCCCACCUGUCCCUCCCAGCCUCACCAUCAAAGAGGAGAGCGAAGAAGAGGAAGAAGAGGUGGAUGAUGGUGGUCUCGAGCAGAGGGAUAUCGAGCUGGUCAUGGCUCAGGCCAAUGUGUCACGCGCCAAGGCCGUCCGUGCACUGAAACACAACAAUAAUGACAUUGUGAAUGCUAUCAUGGAGCUGACCAUGUGAGUGGUGAGAACGAUUUUACUCCUGACCCCCCUCCUCCAGCCUAUAAAGCCGAAACGCCACUGACUCUUCUGUAUCGCUGCUACUGUAUGUUGCAUCCCCAAUAUCUGCUAAAUAAAGUCUGUUCCAAUGUGGGCUGUGACUGCA